AUAACAAUACAAAAGAGCAACAACAAAAAAAAAAAGAAAAACAGCUUCCACACACGACGAUGUUUACGGGUAAACUACAAAUAAAAGUCUGCGAGGCGAGCGGUUUACGCCCAACAGAUUUUCAAAAACGACACAAUUUAACCUUCGGCAAAUUAGCCGAUGAACAAUUAAUUGAUCCUUAUGUUUCGAUCGACGUCGAUGAUUCGCAUUUUGAUCGCUCAACAACACGUCCAAAAACAUUUGAUCCCGUUUGGAAUGAACAAUUCGUGCACGAUGUAACGAAUGCAAAAAAUAUAAAUUUAACAGUAUUUCACGAUGCAGCGCUCCCACCGGACGAUUUUGUGGCAAAUUGUAUAAUACCUCUGGAGGAUAUUAUGCAACAUGAAAGCAGUGUACCGGAUCUAUGGGUGAAUUUAGAACCUCAAGGAAAAAUUCAUGUUAUUAUAGAACUUAAAAAUAAAAAUGAUCAAACCAAAGAUGUUGCGGUUGUUGAACAUGCCGUAUGUGGCGCUGGCGCCAACAAAGAAUUCAAAGAACGAGCUGGGUUUAAUCGUCGUCGUGGUGCUAUGCGACGUCGUGUACAUCAGGUUAAUGGUCACAAAUUUAUGGCAACGUUUUUGCGUCAACCAACAUUCUGUUCACAUUGCCGGGAAUUUAUUUGGGGAAUUGGUAAACAAGGAUAUCAGUGUCAAGUCUGCACUUGUGUUGUACAUAAGAGAUGCCAUCGUUCCGUUGUUACAAAAUGUCCCGGUAUGCGAGAAGAGCAAAACAAUUUGGAACCCGGACCAGCUGGACAACGUUUCAAUGUGAAUGUACCCCAUCUGUUUGUCGUACACAAUUACAAACGUUUUACAUUUUGUGAUCAUUGUGGUUCACUGUUGUAUGGUCUGAUCAAACAGGGACUACAGUGUCAAGUGUGCAACAUGAAUGUGCAUAAACGUUGCCAAAAGAAUGUUGCAAAUACAUGUGGUAUUAAUACAAAACAAAUGGCCGAAAUCCUAAGCUCACUGGGUAUAUCACCCGAUAAGCAGGGACAGCCAAGACGAUCAAGGUAUAUAAAUCAACCUGGUGGCGAGGAUAAUUUAGGUGCCAGCAUUCAUGGUGACAGCGAUUGUACCUCAACUACCACGCGUAGUUCGACAAUGUCACAUCAGACCACAUCGUCUAGCAGUUCGGGUGCCACAAAUGUCAGUAGCGGCAGUAGUUCUGGUGAAAUGGGCAUGACCAGUUCGAAUCGCUGCUACGACUCACGUCCAGGCAAAACAUGUUUGCAAGAUUUCAAUUUCAUCAAAGUACUGGGCAAAGGUUCAUUUGGCAAAGUAAUGCUGGCCGAAAAGAAGGGCACCGAUGAAAUCUAUGCCAUCAAGGUAUUGAAAAAAGAUGCCAUCAUACAGGAUGAUGAUGUUGAUUGCACCAUGACGGAGAAACGUAUAUUAGCACUGGCGGCAAAUCAUCCAUUUUUAACAGCUCUACAUUCCUGUUUUCAGACUCCGGAUCGUUUAUUUUUUGUUAUGGAGUACGUUAACGGUGGAGAUUUAAUGUUUCAAAUACAAAAAGCACGUCGUUUUGAGGCAGCACGAGCUGCCUUCUAUGCUGCCGAGGUUACAUUGGCCUUACAAUUUCUACAUUCUCAUGGUGUUAUUUAUCGCGAUUUAAAAUUAGAUAAUAUUUUACUAGACCAAGAAGGUCACUGCAAGUUGGCUGAUUUUGGCAUGUGCAAGGAGGGCAUCAUGAAUGGUGUUUUGACAACCACUUUUUGCGGCACUCCCGAUUACAUUGCACCCGAAAUACUCAAAGAGCAAGAAUAUGGCGCCUCGGUUGAUUGGUGGGCUCUUGGUGUUCUCAUGUAUGAAAUGAUGGCCGGUCAGCCACCAUUUGAAGCCGAUAACGAAGAUGAACUAUUCGAUUCGAUUAUGCACGAUGAUGUAUUAUAUCCUGUUUGGUUAUCACGAGAAGCUGUGUCCAUUUUAAAAGGUUUUCUAACAAAAAAUCCAGAACAACGUUUAGGCUGUUCGGGCGAUGAAAAUGAAAUACGUCGCCAUCCAUUCUUCAGUCGAUUAGAUUGGGAUGAAUUGGAGAAACGUAACAUAAAGCCACCAUUCCGGCCGAAAAUGAAAAAUCCACGUGACGCCAAUAAUUUUGAUACAGAAUUUACUAAAGAGGAACCAGUUCUAACGCCCAUACCAAAUGAUGUUGUACGCUGCAUAAAUCAAGAUGAGUUUGCUGGUUUUUCAUUUGUUAAUCCUAAAUUUGGACCAGAACGUAAAGUAUAUUAAAACAGAAAAA
This is a messenger RNA of Musca vetustissima, 2286 nucleotides long. RefSeq names its product protein kinase C (gene Pkc98E). The transcript has 12 exons. Gene Ontology annotation, biological process: protein phosphorylation. The record is from RefSeq and is a predicted model, not a curated record. The coding region runs from base 60 to 2276 and encodes 738 amino acids. Lineage: Eukaryota; Metazoa; Arthropoda; Insecta; Diptera; Muscidae. Gene Ontology annotation, molecular function: diacylglycerol-dependent serine/threonine kinase activity; ATP binding.